AUGGAGGCGUACCUCACAGAGGUGCUCAAGAUGGAGAAGCAAUUCUUGGGCCUGGAACUGCAACAUGUGCCAUGCAACACAAACAAGGAAGCCGAUGAGAUCGCCAAGAGAGCGUCAAGGCAUCUGCCCCAAGAGCCUGGUGUCUUCGAAGAGCGACUCCACAAGCCCUCGGCGGCCCCCUCAGCUGCCGAGCCCGCGCCGCCUCAAGAGGAACUACCCCAGCCACCAGCCUCGGGAGCCCCUGCCUGUGGCCCGACCUCAGGAGCGCGCCUGCUCCUGGCACUCGAGCCUCGGGAGGGGUGCUGGACCGAGGAGUUUAGGGCAUACCUGGUGCAAGGAACGCUUCCGGAGAAAGAGGAGGAUGCGGAGCGCGUGGCCCGGCAGGCUAUGGCAUAUUGCAUCCAGGAUGGUGAGCUGUACAGAAAAUAA
This is a messenger RNA of Aegilops tauschii subsp. strangulata, 429 nucleotides long. RefSeq lists its product as uncharacterized. The record is from RefSeq and is a predicted model, not a curated record. NCBI's taxonomy places the organism in Eukaryota, Viridiplantae, Streptophyta, Magnoliopsida, Poales, Poaceae.